AUGUCCAGCGAGGAGAGCUACCUGGCCAUCCUGCGCUAUCUGACCAACGAGCGGGAGCCCUACGCUCCGGGCACCGAGGGCAAUGUCAAGCGCAAGAUCCGCAAGGCCGCCGCCUGCUACGUGGUGCAAUCCGGGACCCUGUACUACCAGCGGCGGCAGCGGGACAAAGAGCGCUUCACCGAGCUGGAGGUGGUGCUGCAGCCCGAGCGCAGGAAGGGGCUGAUAGAAGCGGCGCACACCGGGGCGGGAGGGGAGCACCUGACCCGGCAUCAGACAUGGCACAACCUGUCCCAGACCUACUGGUGGAGGGGUGAGAGCACAGUAAUGGGGAGCUCACAAUGGGGGGCACUGGGAGCUACUGCAGUAAUGGCACUUGGCGAGCAAGGCAUCUCGGGAAAUGUAGUCCAGCUGCAGUUGCAGUGA
Pelobates cultripes (western spadefoot toad) is the source of this 423-nucleotide messenger RNA. NCBI's taxonomy places the organism in Eukaryota, Metazoa, Chordata, Amphibia, Anura, Pelobatidae. The record is from the annotation of a GenBank genome assembly.